AACGGGUGGUGGCUACAGCGCAUGCGCAAUUAACGGCUUGGAUUUCCGGCGGGAGAACAGUGCUUGGUCGACGGAUCACAGUGCAGUGGACUGCCCUCCAUUUGCUUUCUUGCAGACGUGGGGAGAGAAGAGCAACCGACACUCUGAUCUGCGGACACCAUCAUAAACAAUUGUUUUUUGAAAAUGUCGGCCACUGCUCCUGUGGCUCCACGAUCAGCGACAUGGAGGGAAAAAGAGGUAUUGGACCUCCUUUCUUUCUGGGGGGAGGACAAGAUACAGGAAGCCCUUAGAAGCUCCCACAGGAACUUAGACAACUUUGAAAAAAUUUCCAAAAUGAUGUCCUCGCGUGGUCAUCGGCGCACUGCAUUGGAAUGCAGGAACAAAACAAAAAGUAUGCGGUUGGAGUACAAGCGCGUCAUGGCACACAAUUCCACUUCUGGAAACGGCCCCAUUACAUGUCCUUUUUUUCGUGAGCUGGACAGUAUUCUAAGAGGGGACGCAAGUGUUAAACCUAAACGGAUAGCGCGAAGCAUUUCUUUUGCCCAAGGACCCCCGCAGAUAAGCGCCCCCAGGGAAGUGAUGGAGGGAUCGGAGGAACUCUUCUCGCACGACAUGCAGACGAUAGAUGCUGCACCGCUGUGGUGCUCUUCUCCAAAUCCCAUGGCAGCACCGCAGAACUCGUCAUCAUCCACCGAUGCCAGUGAAGAGGAUCUUGACCGCACCAUAGAUGGACUUGCUGACAAGGAAAACGACACUACAGGUGCAAACGCAAUGGAGGACGACGACAGUGAUUCAGACCUUCCCCUGGGGCAUCGUUCACGCUAUAACACGGGUAAGCUUAGUUGAUCUGCAGAAUCUAAAAGAGUCCAGUUGCACCUAUGAGAAGAGACAAUUGCAGAGUGGCAUAAGCUCUCCUGAAUCACGUUAUCUUUGUCUGACAUAUGAAACAGAGCAUGGUCAAAUAUAG
Molecule: messenger RNA, 967 nt
Organism: Eublepharis macularius
Lineage: Eukaryota; Metazoa; Chordata; Lepidosauria; Squamata; Eublepharidae
Product: zinc finger and SCAN domain-containing protein 29-like
Exons: 3
Coding region: 184-846 (220 amino acids)
Source: RefSeq, a predicted model, not a curated record